AACAACACAGUUGCAAUUACGAAUUUACAAAAUAAAGAGUGUAACAAGGGAAAACUGAAAAAAUUUCUUACGACUUUCCUUUCAAUAACAAAAUUAAGUGGAAAAAAUUUAAUAUUUUUAAUAAAAACCCAUAACAAUCAUUGAAGAAAAUGUUAAAUUACUAGUGCAGCAAGAAUUCCAUACAAAAAGACAAUAAUUUACGGGGAAAAAUAGAGAACGAAAAAACAGAAUCAUCAAAUUUUUAUUUUUUACAUAUACAACAGCAAGACGCAGUCAGUCUACCACCAACAAAAUCUUGUGUGUGAGCGACGCAGUAGUAUUGACGAAUAUUCUUCGCCCACAAUAACAAAAGAGCCCCCCUUUUGGUUACAAUAAAAGUUUGAACAAAAAAAAAAAACGAAUCUUGAUAACAAUAUUUAUAAAAAAAAUCAUACGAAAUAAUCACAAAAAGCCUUAUAAAUUAAAAGAAAUAAAUAAGAAAAUUAAUUAAAAUCGCAUCCUACAAAAAGCCAUGAGCAGUAGCGCUGAUGGAUCUUCUAUACGCUUUAGCGACCAUACACUGGACAAGGCCACCAAGGCCAAGGUAACAUUAGAAAAUUACUACAGUAAUUUAGUCACCCAAUAUGGUGAGCGUAAACAACGUUUAGCCAAACUCGAGGCUCAACUCAAAGACGAAAGUCUGACAGAGACGCAGCGUCAGGAGAAACGUCUGCAGCAUGCCCAAAAGGAAACAGAAUUUUUACGCUUGAAACGUUUACGUUUGGGUGUCGAAGACUUUGAAGCACUCAAGGUAAUUGGUCGCGGUGCCUUCGGCGAAGUGCGUUUAGUACAAAAGAAGGACACUGGUCAUGUGUAUGCCAUGAAGGUUUUGCGUAAGGCCGAUAUGUUGGAGAAAGAACAAGUGGCUCAUGUGCGAGCUGAACGUGAUGUUUUGGUCGAAGCUGAUCAUCAGUGGGUAGUGAAAAUGUACUACAGUUUUCAGGAUCCCUCAAAUUUAUAUUUAAUUAUGGAAUUCUUGCCCGGCGGUGAUAUGAUGACAUUGUUAAUGAAAAAAGAUACACUUUCAGAGGAAUGUACACAAUUUUAUAUUGUAGAAACAGCAUUGGCUAUAGACUCAAUACAUAAAUUAGGUUUCAUACAUAGAGAUAUAAAGCCCGACAACUUAUUAUUGGAUGCACGUGGACAUCUAAAGCUCUCUGAUUUUGGUUUAUGUACCGGCUUAAAAAAAUCACAUCGUACUGAUUUUUAUAGAGAUUUAUCACAAGCAAAACCAUCUGAUUUUAUAGGAACAUGUGCAAGCCCCAUGGACUCAAAACGACGUGCCGAAUCGUGGAAACGCAACCGACGAGCCUUGGCCUACAGUACCGUCGGCACACCCGAUUACAUUGCCCCCGAAGUAUUUCUGCAGACCGGUUAUGGUCCCGCCUGCGAUUGGUGGUCAUUGGGCGUUAUAAUGUAUGAAAUGUUAAUGGGCUAUCCACCCUUUUGCUCAGAUAAUCCCCAGGAUACGUAUCGUAAAGUGAUGAAUUGGCGCGAAACAUUAAUAUUCCCUCCCGAAAUACCCAUAUCAGAAGAAGCUAAAGAAACAAUUAUUAAGUUUUGCUGUGAGGCCGAUCGUCGAUUAGGUUCGCAAAGAGGUUUGGAGGAUUUGAAGUCGGUACCAUUUUUCCGCGGUGUCGAUUGGGAGCAUAUACGUGAGAGACCAGCAGCUAUACCCGUUGAAGUGCGUUCAAUUGAUGACACGUCCAACUUUGAUGAAUUCCCCGAUGUUUCAUUAGAAAUACCUUCUGCUCCUAUGCCUCAGGGCAGUGAGAUAGCUAAAGAUUGGGUCUUCAUCAAUUACACCUUCAAACGUUUCGAAGUAAGAAAUUUAGAGUGAGGCUGAGCUAUCAUUCGUUUUUAAAAACAAAAUCAUUGUUUACAUUUAAUUUCUAUAUGUAUUUUCAUUUCUAAGUUGAACUUAACGCCGUAACAAAACAAAAAAUAAAACAAAACAUGCAAAAAAAAUACCUACAAAAUAUAAAAAAAACAACACUUACAUAUUCAUGCCACAAAAUGCAAAACAAAAACAAAAAAAAAAAAAACGAAGAAAUAAUCAUGAACAAAUUAUACUAAAACAAAAAUAAUUAUUGAAUUGAAUAGAAAAAUGAUCGAAAACUUUCAACUGGUUUAUAAGUUUCUAGAUCUUUUAAACACAAAAACAAAUAAUUAAAAUAAAAUAAUAAAAACAAAUAUCACUAACAACAAAACACAAAUAAAAAUAAAAAACUUUCAACUAAAGCUUAAGUACAAUAAUUUUAUUGUAUUACAAUUACAAUACAUUUUUUGUUUUGUUAUAAUAAUUGAAAAGAAAGAAAAAAACAACAACUUAAGAAAUAAAUAGGUAACUUUUUAUGGCAAUUUAUGUUUUGGAAAAUUUAGUAUUAAAAAUAAUUAACAAAAGCAGAAAAUAAUCAUCAAAAAUCAAAAUUGCUUUUUAAUUUAAAUAAGAUUUUUUUUUGGUUAAUUGUUUUUGUUUAAGCCGUAAUCUUCUUUACAAUGUUUAUGAUAUAUAUUUAAUAUAAUUUUUAAUUUAAUUAAAAUUAUUAUACAUAGUAGUUCAAAUAAAAUGAAAAAAUUUCCUAAUAAUUGUGAUUUAACAAACUCCUCCUACAGCUGCUCCCUGGUCUCUUAUACAAAAUCUCUUUGUUAUUUAACACAAAAUAAAUUUAAUUUGUUUGCUUUUAGGCUUUUAAGCUUUAAUAUAUUCUUUAUUAAAACAAAUUUGUUAACCCGAUUUUGCCAACAUGAUUUACUAAUUUAGUUUUAUUAAAAACAAAUGAAUAACUUUAAAAUCUUUUAGUUUAUUUAAACACCAAAAAUAUCAUUCUCUAACAAAAAGCCCACGUUUUGAAACUGAAUAUAUCACUCUCACACUCUUUAAAAUGUCUAAUACUCACACUUGUCUCUCUCCCCCUACCUUUCACACACAAUCUCACCUCACCACAGCUUAAUUUUCUUUUAAACCUAAAAACUCUUUCUCAAUUAAUUUAUAAAUUUCUGAGAAAUUAAAAAAAAAAAUCGUAAAAAUUAUAUAUUCUAACGAAAUUUAAUUAAACAAUUAAGUAAAUAUUUAAUAUACACUUAAAUAAAUUGACUUAAUACUAAAAUAAAAAUAAAUAAUACAUAAUAAUAAUAACAACAACCACAAUAAUACUAUAUAAUAAAAUUAAACUUGUUCUUUUUAUUUAAAGACACUUGCAUUAGUUUUUUUUUUUGGUUUAAUUUAUAUAUUUAAUUUCGUUUAAAUGUCUAUUUUAUCUUAAAUACUCGUUGCUUUUUGUUUGUCUUUAAAUAAAACAAGUUUGUGUAUUACAAUUAUCUUAAAUUAAAUUAUAAUAAAAAAAUAAGAGUUUUAAAGGAAAUAAAUGAAAAAACAAUUAUAAAGAAGAAUCAUAUUUUUGGUAAUCAAUAGGAAUACUAAAAGAAAAAUAAAUUUUAAGUAAAAUAAAAGAAAAAAUCAACAAAAAAAAACGCAAUAAAUGGAAGUGUGCAUAAAAAAAUUCAAAUUAAA
Messenger RNA from Calliphora vicina (urban bluebottle blowfly), 3553 nucleotides. It is a transcript of the gene trc, whose product is annotated as Serine/threonine-protein kinase tricornered. NCBI's taxonomy places the organism in Eukaryota, Metazoa, Arthropoda, Insecta, Diptera, Calliphoridae. Gene Ontology annotation, molecular function: protein serine/threonine kinase activity; ATP binding. Bases 512 to 1879 code for a protein of 455 amino acids. The record is from RefSeq and is a predicted model, not a curated record. Gene Ontology annotation, biological process: intracellular signal transduction; peptidyl-serine phosphorylation. The transcript is spliced from 5 exons.